CCAAGAGUGUCUACUCCCUUUUCCUUUUCUAUGGAAGACGACGAUCUCUCCUUUUAACAAACAAAGAGCCCUAAUCCAUGGCUUGGCGAUGGCAGCUCGUCACCAUCUUGCUGUGGCUCCCAUCGUUCUGGACUGACUGGAGCAAGUCUUCUCGCGGACAUGUCCUGAAUCUUGAUUCCGAAGUCCCUCUCUCCAUCGCAAGCAAAGAGUACAGAGCUGCCUUCCAUUUCCAGCCACCUCAAAACUGGAUCAAUGAUCCCAAUGGACCAAUGCUCUACAAUGGUAUCUAUCACCUAUUCUACCAAUAUAACCCAUACUCUGCACAAUGGGGCAACAUCACUUGGGGGCACUCCAAAUCCAUAGACCUCAUAAACUGGACUCCUCUCGACAUUGCUCUCAGGCCAUCGGAUCCCUUUGACCGUCAAGGAUGUUGGUCUGGCUCUGUCACCAUCCUUCCAGGAGACAAGCCAGUUAUCCUUUACACAGGCAUCAAUGAAUCAGGCCAUAACGUUCAAAACAUAGCACUACCAAAGAACAUUUCUGACCCUUUCUUGGUAGAGUGGGUGAAGCCAUCCUACAACCCGAUAAUGGUUGCAGAAGGAGUCGAUCCCACUCAGUUCAGAGACCCCUCCACUUGUUGGCUAGGCAAGGAUGGCCUCUGGAGAACAACUAUAGGAGCCGAGGAUUUUGAAAGGAGGGCAAAGGCUUUGCUUUACCAAAGCAAGGAUUUUGUGCAGUGGAGAAGUGCGGAGCGACCAUUGUUUUCGACUAAUUCAUCGUCCAUGAUAGAAUGCAUUGACUUCUUCCCCGUGUCUGCGAAAUGGAAGAGAGGAUUGGAUGGUUCAAGCAUGGGCUCAAAGGAAGUCAAGCACGUGUUGAAAAUGGGUGUGUUUGAUAACUCUCAUGAUUACUACUUGAUAGGGAGGUAUUCAGAAGAAUUGGAUGUGUUCACCCCCGAGAAUGUUGGUGAAGAUGAUCACCGAAUGUGGCUGAGAUAUGAUUAUGGGAGCUUCUAUGCAUCAAAAACGUUCUUCGACUCUGAUAAGAGGAGGAGAGUGUUAUGGGCGUGGUCCAAUGAGUCUGAUACUAUCUCUGAUGAUAUUGUGAAGGGAUGGGCUGGAGUUCUGACUGUUCCAAGAGCCAUUUGGCUUCAUAAGAAUGGAAAGCAAUUGAUGCAAUGGCCAGUUAGAGAGCUGGAGUCCUUGAGGAGGGAAAAGAUAGAAUUAAAAGAUGUAGAAGUUAGUAAGGGAGGUCUCAUUGAAAUCAAAGGAGUAAAAACCUCGCAGGCUGAUAUAGAGGUGGAAUUUGAGCUUCCAGAGCUCGAAAAGGCUGAGCUCGUGCACCAUGAGUGGAAACUUGAUGACGCGCAGAUGGCCUGCAACGAAAUGGAUGCUUCGGUUCCAGGAAGCAUAGGACCUUUUGGCCUGCUUAUUUUGGCUUCUCAUGAUCUUGAGGAGCACACUGCAGUUUUCUUCAGAGUUUUCAAGACCAGAACCGAUUAUGCUGUUCUCAUGUGCUCCGAUCAAAGAAAGUCUUCAUUGUGGCCUGAACUCUACAAGCCAGUAUUUGGAGGAUUCGUGGGCAUGGAUGUGAAAGAGGGGAAGAUAUCUCUAAGGACUUUGAUUGAUCAUUCAGUGAUUGAGAGCUUUGGUGAUGGAGGAAGAACUUGCAUCACUGCUAGAGUUUAUCCCAAACUACUGCUUUCUGGAGACACUCAUAUGUAUGUGUUCAACAAUGGGUCUGAAACAGUGAAGAUAAGGGAGUUGAAGGCUUGGGAGAUGGGGAAUGCUCAGAUUAAUUGAGCAAAAGCGCUUGAAAGAUAUGUUUUUUUCAACUUUUUCAGGUAAGAAUGGAUGAAAGAAGAGAUAGAUUGUUGAUUUUAUGCUAUUUCUAAUAUAUUUUUGGCAUAGUUUUUAAAAAUUUGUGUUUGUGCAUUGGUUAGCCAGCUCCCAUAUUUAUGUGGCUGUUGAAAACAUUUUAUUCAUAGCUAAAAUGAGAGAUUAUUCUAAUCUAUUGAUUA
This is a messenger RNA of Phalaenopsis equestris, 2020 nucleotides long. RefSeq names its product beta-fructofuranosidase, insoluble isoenzyme 4-like. The record is from RefSeq and is a predicted model, not a curated record. Bases 78 to 1802 code for a protein of 574 amino acids. Gene Ontology annotation, molecular function: hydrolase activity, hydrolyzing O-glycosyl compounds. Lineage: Eukaryota; Viridiplantae; Streptophyta; Magnoliopsida; Asparagales; Orchidaceae. The transcript has 7 exons. Gene Ontology annotation, biological process: carbohydrate metabolic process.